This is a messenger RNA of Pelodiscus sinensis (Chinese soft-shelled turtle), 1496 nucleotides long. The record is from RefSeq and is a predicted model, not a curated record. Lineage: Eukaryota; Metazoa; Chordata; Testudines; Trionychidae.
GAGUGCAUUUCCGUCCACAUCGGCCAGGCGGGCGUGCAGAUGGGCAACGCCUGCUGGGAGCUGUACUGCCUGGAGCACGGCAUCCAGCCCGACGGCAUCGUCUGCGUGGAGCCCUCCUCCGGCCAGGCCGACUCCUCCUUCGGGACCUUCUUCAGCGAGACGGGGGCGGGGAAGCAUGUGCCCAGAGCCCUGUUCGUGGACCUGGAGCCCACCGUCAUCGACGAGAUCCGGACUGGGGCCUACCGCUCGCUCUUCCACCCGGAGCAGCUGAUCAGCGGCAAGGAGGACGCGGCCAACAACUACGCCCGGGGCCACUACACCAUCGGGAAGGAGAUCAUCGACGCCGUGGUGGACCGGACUCGCAAAAUGGCUGACCAGUGCAGCGGCCUUCAAGGGUUCCUGGUCUUCCACAGCUUCGGUGGCGGCACGGGCUCGGGAUUCACGUCUCUCUUGAUGGAGCGUCUCUCGCGUCUCUCCGUGGACUACGGCAAGAAGUCCAAGCUGGAGUUCGCCAUCUACCCUGCGCCCCAGGUCUCCACGGCGGUGGUGGAGCCCUACAACUCCAUCCUGACCACCCACACCACGCUGGAGCACUCAGACUGCUCCUUCAUGGUGGACAACGAGGCCAUUUACGACAUCUGCAACCGGAACCUGGACAUCGAGCGCCCCUCCUACCUCAACCUGAACCGGCUGAUCGCCCAGAUCGUCUCGUCCAUCACGGCCUCCCUGAGGUUCGACGGCGCCUUGAACGUGGACCUCACGGAGUUCCAGACCAACCUGGUGCCCUAUCCCCGCAUCCACUUCCCCCUCACCACCUACGCGCCCAUCGUCUCGGCGGAGAGGGCCUACCACGAACAGCUCUCGGUGCCGGAGAUCACCAACGCCUGCUUUGAGUUCUCCAACCAGAUGGUGAAGUGCGACCCGCGCCGGGGCAAGUACAUGGCCUGCUGCCUGCUCUACCGGGGGGACGUGGUGCCCAAGGACGUCAACACCGCCAUCGCCUCCAUCAAAGCCCGGCGCUCCAUCCAGUUCGUGGACUGGUGCCCCACCGGCUUCAAGGUGGGCAUCAACUACCAGCCGCCCACGGUGGUGCCGGGCGGGGACCUGGCCAAGGUGCAGCGGGCCGUCUGCAUGCUGAGCAACACCACGGCCAUCGCGGAGGCCUGGGCCCGGCUGGACCACAAGUUCGACCUGAUGUACGCCAAGCGGGCCUUCGUGCACUGGUACGUGGGGGAGGGCAUGGAGGAGGGGGAGUUCUCUGAGGCCCGGGAGGACAUGGCUGCACUGGAGAAGGACUACGAGGAGGUGGGCAGGGAUUCCACAGAGGAGGAGGAGGAAACGGCGGAGGAGGGAGAAGAUUAUUUCAACACUUGCUCUAGGCCUUAGCCUGGCGUUGCUCCGACUUUCAGGGGUGACGGUAGCUGGGGUGACAUGUCACUGAGCUACGUGACCAUCUUGCUGCUAGAGACACUGCCGGCCGGACUCGCCUCGUUCCU